Molecule: messenger RNA, 1822 nt
Organism: Danio rerio (zebrafish)
Lineage: Eukaryota; Metazoa; Chordata; Actinopteri; Cypriniformes; Danionidae
Source: RefSeq, a predicted model, not a curated record
UGUGCCGCGGAUGAUCCACACGCGCACUGACCGCUCCGCGAUUUAACCGGACAAAACCUCCAGCACACCAUGUCGGACUGAAUGCACACUCUAAAAAUCGAUGGAUUGGUUUUAAAAUCGUUUCCCGGGGAAAAUACGGUCUUUUGCGCGGGUCAGGAAGGCGAUCUUCCCUUCGCAUCACGAUGGAGCUCACGAUGGAGAACAUUGGAAACAUGCACGGCGUCGCGUCGCACGGCCAGCCAGGAGACCUGAUGAAUUCGUCGCACGGGAGACCACCGUCGGCUUCGCACCGGAAUCUGGUCUCCCACGGCCGCUCGGCGAUGGUGUCCAGCAUGGCUUCGAUUCUGGAGGGCGCCGGUGAUUACCGGAGCGACCCCGCGCUUUCCGGACACCUGCAUCCCGCUAUGACCAUGUGCGAGUCGGGGAUGAGUUUAUCGAACACGUACACCACCCUCACACCUCUUCAGCACCUGCCACCGAUUUCUACAGUGUCCGAUAAGUUUCACCACGCGCACCCGCACCCGCACCAUCACGCCGCGCACCAGCGGCUCGCCACCGGGAACGUCAGCGGGAGUUUCACCCUCAUGCGGGACGACCGCGGCCUCGCUUCAAUGGGAAACCUGUACGGCCACUAUCCUAAAGAGAUGUCAGGCAUGGGUCAGCCGCUGUCCCCGCUAUCCAACGGACUCGGCUCACUGCACAAUUCCCAACAAGCGCUAUCCGCGUACGGACCCGGUGCGCACAUCCCCAAUGAUAAGAUGCUUUCUCCGGGCGGCUUUGAAUCACAUGCGGCGAUGCUUUCCCGAAGCGAGGAGCACCUAGCGCGGAGUUUAGGAGGGCACGGGCAUGGGAUGAUCUCCAAUCUGAAUGGCAUGCACGCUCACGGGCAUCUGCACACCCCGGCGAACGGCUCCAUGCUGGCCGACAGAGAGAGGCACGGCGGCGGGCCAGGGCAAAGCGGCGGCUCGGGGCAGGUGGAGGAGAUCAACACCAAAGAGGUGGCGCAGAGGAUCACGGCCGAACUCAAGCGCUACAGCAUCCCCCAAGCCAUUUUCGCCCAGAGGAUCUUGUGUCGCUCGCAGGGAACUCUGUCGGACCUGCUGCGCAACCCGAAGCCCUGGAGUAAACUCAAGUCCGGCCGCGAGACUUUCCGGCGCAUGUGGAAGUGGCUGCAGGAGCCCGAGUUCCAGAGGAUGUCUGCGUUACGGCUUGCAGCGUGCAAGAGAAAGGAGCAGGAGCAGCACAAAGACAGAAACAUGGUGCCCAAGAAGCAGCGGCUGGUGUUCACCGACCUACAGCGCCGAACACUCAUCGCCAUCUUCAAGGAGAACAAACGACCCAGCAAGGAGAUGCAGAUCACCAUCUCGCAGCAGCUGGGCCUGGAGCUCUCCACGGUCAGCAACUUCUUCAUGAACGCCCGGCGCCGCUGCGUGGACCGCUGGCAGGACGAGCACGCCAGCAGCCCCGGACAGCCCGGGACUUCAGCCAACACCUUUUCCAAGGCGUAAACGCAGAGGAAGACGCUUCGACGCAUGUGCAGCACAUGAUGAUCUACGGUGCCCAUCAAAACUCCUCCGAUUGAGAGUCGGAGGAGCGCGGAUUUCAUUAAUUUUUUUCACAAAAUAACAUUUUAUACAGUGGUCGAGAGAGCUUAAUGUGCUGCAGUUUAAGAAAACACUUGAAAUUAUAAAAAACGCCAGCUAGUUGAGAAAAGAUCUUCAUCAGUUUGACAGCACAAUGCAAACAAAUAAGGAAAAUGUGCUGCAAACAAAUAAAAAAAACAUGCUACAAAUCAUUACAAUGCAAACUAAUUAAUAAAAUC